AUGACGCCCAAAACGUCCUUUCUCUUCAGUGUAAACGGAAGUUAGCAAUGACCAAAAACAAUUUCUACGUUAGUUUUUUUUAUUACUGUUAUUUAGAUGUUUAUUAACACGAUGUAUCUCAAAAUAUGACUAAUUAACUUAACAGCAUCACAUACGCAUUGGAGACAGGACUUGGUUGAUGUAUGUUAUCUAGGUAUAGUUAGCUAACAAUGGAUAACUGUAUGGUUUUUCACAAUCAAAUGGCCUCCAUUAUGGAGGUGCUAGCGAAUGCAGCAGUGGCAGAGAUCUGUAAACUCGUAGACGACGACUAUGCAGUGUUUCGUUUGGAAAUAACUCAAAGCCAGAAAGAAAACAGGGGAUUGCGGAGGAAACUACAACUACUGGAAUUGAAGGUGGCACGGGAGCGCGCAGAGAGAACAUUGCGACAGCACGUCGUCGCAAGUCGUCCCAGUAGUGUCAAGAUCCUUGACCGAUACAGAGGAAUGGCAAGAGGUGAAGGACAUCUCACUGGAGGCCUUAAGAGCUUUGUGAAGCCAGCGGGACACAACGCGUGGAGAGAUGACCAACCCAUAGCUAUAGAUGAGGGGAGUGGAACCUCAACCCAGCAUGUUAUUGUGAUAGAGUCUGCAAAUGCAGAUGCUGCAGGUCCUGGGGUCAAGCAGGAGAGGAAUGAAGGAGAGGACCCUAGACACAACAGAGACGUCCAGACUGGAGCAGCGGCUGGAGUGGCACCCCCUUUAGUCACGGAGGACCUUGCCACUGCCACUGCGCCCCAGGCCAGGACCCGACGCAUCAUCACGGAGGUCAGUGGAACGCUGAACGACGUCCUCAAGUCAGAGACUUUAACUGUAACACAGAGGCUCUUAUACACAGGAUCUGACCACAGAUCAGACCCAGAGAGACUGGGGCUGGGGCCACUGGGCUGUCCUCCUGCUCCCAGCUCAGAGUACUUACCAGGAGUUCACCAGAGCCAGAGGACGGUUAAUUCCCCAGGAGAUGGUGAUGCAUUCUACACUGGCAUUGAUGAUCUGUCUUGUUCUUACUCUACAGAGAUGGACCCUGGCAACAUAUCCUUGGGUUUAGAGACACAGACUGAUCUGUCUAGAGGGGACUGGAACCGGUACAGUAGUAGUGUAUACUCUGAAGGGUGCCUAGACAAGAAAGGGGAGGUUAUAGUGGUAGAUGAGGUGACUGUGAAAGUGGAGGGCGAUGCUCCUCCUACAUGGAAUGCAGAUAAUCACCUAGGAGACGGACAGUCACAUGGCAGAGAUUUCUUAGAUUACAGGGGAAGCUUAGAGACAAAUCUAAAUGUCGACACUCACUCCCCUUUACAUGUGUUCAGGGACCGUGACCCAGUGUCCACAUCAUUGGGGCCUUUUGAUUCACAUGGCUCUGUCCUUUUCGAUCAGGUAUUGAACUCAAAAGACCAAAGUGCCAAGACGCAGGGCGGGGGAGCCACAUCGGGCAAUAAUAAAGACAAACCGUUCCCCUGCAUGUUCUGUAACAAAGGCUUCAGCUGCUCCCAGAAGGUGGAAAUCCAUCAGAGGAUCCACACAGGGGUGAAACCCUUCAGCUGUACUCAGUGUCACAUGCGCUUCGCCCAGGCUUGCAACCUGAAGAGGCACCAGAGGGUCCACACAGGGGAGAAACCCUACAGCUGCCCCCAGUGUGAGAAGAGGUUUUCCCGCCAGCACCAGCUGAAGAUGCACCUGAAGGCCCACACGGAAGAAAGGUCGUUCACCUGUACGCACUGCGGAAAGAGGUUCUCGGAGAGCUGCUACCUCAGGAUACACCAGCAGAAAAACCAUUCCAUUCUAUAACAUAGAAAGUAACCAUUCCACUUGAGAGAUUCUGACAUUUAGAUCAACCCCUGCAUUAAAGACAAUUGGUAAUUGUUUUCAACAGAAAAUACCCAUAGAUUAAUAAAACCCAUUAGGCUACAAUACCUCUUAUUCUCUGGCUGUAUACAAAAAUCUAUACGUCUUCGAAUGGGUCCAAUAAUUGCUAAUGCAGUUAAAGUGUGGAGACAGGCCAACAGACAUCUCAUGAUCUCAUUCCCUUUUCACAGCCAUUCUCCAUUAUGGACAAUAACCUAAUUUUAUCGGGCUCAAAACCCUUUGUUUUUCCUCAAUGGUCUAGUAAAAAUAUUUUCAUCCUCAGUGAUGUCUUUGACAAUUCAGGUCUUCAAACUUUUCAAGACUUCAAAGAAUCAUAUAAUCUCCCAGGGACUUAAUUUUUUUUUCUCCUUAUGCUCCGCUUGGCUUUCAAAGCCUACGGAGUACCCUGGGAUUACAUUUACAUUUACAUUUUAGUCAUUUAGCAGACGCUCUUAUCCAGAGCAACUUACAGUAGUGAAUGCAUACAUUUCUUUCCCGUACUGGUCCCUCGUGGGAAUCGAACCCACAACCCUGGCGUUGCAAACACCAUGCUCUACCAACUGAGCCACAUGGGACCACAUACAAGCUUAACAUAAUAUAACACCAUAAAGGUGAGAUUUAUGUUAACUAAAUACUGCUUGUACAGUGUAGUUAGUGGCAUAAAUAUUGGAACAGUGUGGUAAAGUUGGUAAUACUUGCUGUUUACUCAUGGAAUUUGUAUUUCAGAUCAAAAGAUGAAUAUGACAGGCAAAUAUUUAGACAGCAAACUGUUGUUUUAGGAUAUUUUCUAACCCAGAAACAACGGCUAUACAUUUGCCUCAUAUUAAUACUUUGAUCUGAAAUACCAAUUAGCCGAUUCCCUUAUUGCCACCCAUCCCCUAGUUGAGACUCUUUUGAAUACUCCCAAAUCUGUUGGGCUGGUCUCCACUCUCUACUCUAAACUUAACUCGAUCGACAAGUGUUCACCUGCGGUCACUUCCAUCUGGAACAGAGAACUAAUAGGUUUUGGAGAACAGUUGAACUGGAAGGUGAUAUGGAACAAUGUUUUCUCAUCAAAAAAAACAUCUCACCAGGUGAUUCAUUUAAAAUGUAUUCACAAAUGUUUUGAUACGCCAUAUCUCUGCUUCCAGAUAACUCUCUGGUGAUAAUCUUUGUAAACGGUUGCCCUCUUAGAUCAGUCGGGAUCUAUAUAGAUAUGUUUUGGGAAUGCCCAGUGAAUCUGUGCUUGAAAUUCACUGUUUGACUGAGGGACCUUACAGAUAAUUGUAUGUGUGGGGUACAGAAAUGGGGUAGUCAUUGAGAAAUCAUGUUAAACACCAUUAUUGCACACAGAGUGAGUCCAUGCAACUUAUUAUGUGACUUGUUAAGCCCAUUUUUACUCCUGAAGUUAUUUAGGAUUGCCAUAACAAAGGGGUUGAAUACUUAUUGACCCAAGACAUUUCAGCUUUUCAUGUUUAAUUAAGAUGUAAAAAUGUCAAAUAACAUAAUUCCACUUUGACAUUAUUGGGUAUUGUGUGUAGGAUACAAAAUCUGUGAUUAAAAAUCUAAAUUAUUAUAAAUUUUUAAUUCAGGCUGUAACAACAAAAUGUGGAAUAAGUCAAGGGGUGUGAAUACUUUCUGAAGGCUCUGUAGUAGUCGACGGAGGUUAUCCGAGGAUGAACGAUUUUUAACAAACCCACUUUCAUCAAUAAAUUAAGUUCUGUUUUGACUUUGGAAAUAGUAAUAGCUACCUGGUCUGAAAAUAGUUUGUGUUGAGAACGCUCUAAUGCAGUUAACAUUUCCAAUUCUAAUGUUUUCUUUCAUUGUGAUUUAUUCACCCAGAUGCAAAUGCAGUUACAUCAUUUUUUUUAUAAAACCUUUGAUGGCAUCCCAUAGAAUCGGGGGUCACCAAGUGAAUUUGUAUUGAUCAUUAUUCAUUCAUUUCAAAUUGAUCACAGAAUGUAGGAUAACCAGAUGGAAUUCAGUUAUUUCUAACAAUAUGCUGUUCAGGCAAUGAAAAAACGUUAGAUCAUAUGAAUUUGGAGUGUACACAUUAAUAUUUUUUUGGGGGGGGGAGUGUACACAUUAAUAAAUUGUUUCUUUCCAUUAUG
Messenger RNA from Salmo salar (Atlantic salmon), 3967 nucleotides. RefSeq lists its product as uncharacterized. Gene Ontology annotation, biological process: regulation of transcription by RNA polymerase II. Gene Ontology annotation, molecular function: DNA-binding transcription factor activity, RNA polymerase II-specific; RNA polymerase II cis-regulatory region sequence-specific DNA binding. The record is from RefSeq and is a predicted model, not a curated record. Lineage: Eukaryota; Metazoa; Chordata; Actinopteri; Salmoniformes; Salmonidae.